AGAAUUAAACUAAGUGCUGAAUUAACUUUGAUUAAAACAAAGUUAUUUUGAAAUACUUUCCAUAUACUACUUUUAAAUAAUUACACAAUUAUGCAGCCGCUGAUAAUCUUGUCCUGCUUAUUUGCCUUAUCAAUAUCAACUUGUGUAUGCGUCGAACCGCUCGACGAUGGCAAAUUGCGCGUCUGUGUGGUCGAAGCGCGGGGUAAUUAUCGUAAGGCGCCCAAAUUUUGUCCACUACUGAACGCCACGAGUAAUAUUGAGUGCGUUAUUGGCGUCGAUCGUUUAGAUUGCGUGCGUCGCAUCCACAAGGGUACGGCUCACUUUGGUGUGCUCACCUCCGAGGAUUUGGUGGCAGCUCGCUGGGCCAGCGUUGAGAUUCUGGUUGCUAGCGAACUGCGUUCACACCUUUCGCCAUUUGAGUAUGAAAUAGUUGCCGUUGUAGACAACGAUGCUGGCAUACACACAGUCUACGAUCUGCAUGGCGCCAAGUUGUGUCAUCCUGGCUAUGGUUUGGAUAACCACUGGACCGAGGUGUUGGCCAAUUACUUCGAAUCGACCUUGGUCUCAAAAUCCUGCAAUCCGGAUAUCACGUUAACGGAAGAUCGCAUUGCGGCCUCAGCGAAGUAUUUCGGACCCAGCUGCAAAGCGGGUCCUUGGGUGCCAGAUCGAAAGCAGGAUCGCAUUCUUAAGGAUCGUUAUCCAUCACUGUGUCAAAUGUGCUAUGAUCCCUACAGCUGCGAUGAUACGGACAAGCAUUGGGGUCGACGUGGAACUCUGUAUUGUCUGACAAGUGGAGGCGGCAGCGUUUCCUGGGCCCGGCUCGACGAUACGCGCAGUCAUUUUGGGCUGGCAGGACUGGAAGCACAGGGCGAUCCUUCUAAAUAUAGCUAUCUCUGUCCAGACGGACAUUUGCAGCCAAUCAAUGUUACUCAUCCGUGCAUUUGGAUAUCGAAACCAUGGCCUGUGGUGGCAGCACGUCGCUCCCAUGCCGCUCAGGUGCAGCGUUUGGUUACCGGACUCACACACGAUGAGCCGCAGAGCUGGCAAAAUGCACUGAUUAGCUUGCUGGAGACAUAUCAUGUGAUUACAGUGCCUCUGGACAAUGUCAUCUCCAUAGACGACUAUCUUGAUCAGGCAAUUGGCUUUCAGUCGGCCUACAGUUUCCCGGAGUGCAAUCCGCCACGUUCAAUUGUCGUCUGCACAACUUCGAUUAUCGAGCAUAUUAAAUGCUCUUGGUUGCAGGAGGCAUCCCAAGUAUAUGGCGUUGAGCCGAAUAUUCAGUGUAUACGCACGACUAACUUGGAGCAAUGUAUGGAAGACACCCAUUACAAGGGCGCCGAUGUUCUAAUGGUAAAUCAGGAGCAACGUGUUCAGGCUCAGAGGGAUCACGGUUUGACGCCGUUACUCUUCGAGUUUGCAGAGCAAAUGCACGAUCGUUAUGUAACCAUAGCGCUGGUACAUAAGGAUUCUAAGUACAAGAGCUUUACGGAUUUGAAAGGUGCUCGUGCUUGCUUGCCAAGCUACGAAGGCGCUGCACAUCUUUCUGUGCUGGAAACCAUUGUGAACGCUACGGGAAAAGUGCAUUCAGUGAAUUCAUAUUUCAAUCAUGAGUCUUGCCUAUGGCAUCCGCAUCGUGGUCGUCAGUGUCCGCUACAUUAUCGUGGCGAUGAAGGCGCAUUCCGUUGCUUGGCCGAGGGUGCCGAUGUGGCUUUCCUUAGCUCCGAUGUCUACAAGAAAUAUGUUAGUGGCAAUUUAACAUCCGACUGGCUAGAGCAUGGGAAGCACCAGUCUUACCGCCUUUUGUGUCCUUACGGCGGCAUUGAACGGCAUUCGAGGUUUGAGUACUGCUACCUACACUGGACGGCGCGUGGCCAACUGGUGACCCAUAAUUCAUCUAUAACGCGACACAAUGAGAUCUACAACUCGCUACGCAACAUUGAUCGUCUGUUUGGCAAAAAGUCGAAAAGCGACAUACGCCCAUUCUCGCUCUACGGCGUCUUCGAUAAGCGCAAUGACAUAUUAUUCCACGACAGCACGGACAGUCUAUUAAGCGCACAUGAGUUGCAGCAUGAUGACGCAAAACGCUCAAUGGAGCACAUAUAUGCCCGUUACAUAUCGCAGUAUUACGCUUCAAAAGACGAUGACAACAGCGGCGCGCAUUUAGGUAGCGAAAGCAGCUCCCUUCUGUUAUUGGUCUCAAGCUCUUUGUGGCUGAUGCAUCGCUUAUAAUUGUAGGCAAUAUUUUGUGCACACGAUUACCUUUAUUUAUUGUGAUAUUAAUAUUAUUUUUAUAUGCGCACAAUUAAACCUAGAUUAUGUUAGGCAAUCAAAUACAACCAAUCUUCAAAAAAUAUAAAUGUUUCAGUAAAUAAGUGUUGCAAAAUACUUCAAUAGGGAAGGUAAAGCGAGACAAGUACGCAGCUCACUAUCAAACUACAAUAAAAAAUUCCCUAGCAAAAGUGAUAUGAAUUUUAAGACCCAUUUUUUGGUUUGC
This is a messenger RNA of Drosophila hydei, 2494 nucleotides long. Its product is annotated as transferrin. NCBI's taxonomy places the organism in Eukaryota, Metazoa, Arthropoda, Insecta, Diptera, Drosophilidae. Gene Ontology annotation, cellular component: plasma membrane; recycling endosome; early endosome. The transcript has 4 exons. The record is from RefSeq and is a predicted model, not a curated record. The coding region runs from base 91 to 2229 and encodes 712 amino acids. Gene Ontology annotation, biological process: iron ion transport.